This is a messenger RNA of Apis laboriosa (Himalayan honeybee), 9363 nucleotides long. It is a transcript of the gene Rbfox1, whose product is annotated as RNA binding protein fox-1 homolog 2. Gene Ontology annotation, biological process: regulation of alternative mRNA splicing, via spliceosome; nervous system development. NCBI's taxonomy places the organism in Eukaryota, Metazoa, Arthropoda, Insecta, Hymenoptera, Apidae. Bases 554 to 1861 code for a protein of 435 amino acids. Gene Ontology annotation, molecular function: mRNA binding. Gene Ontology annotation, cellular component: cytoplasm; nucleus. The record is from RefSeq and is a predicted model, not a curated record. The transcript has 13 exons.
AUAGAAAGAGAACGUGCAAUAGGACGAAAGGAGCUAAAGAAAGACAGAAAGAUAGAGAAGUUUAGAGAAAAAAGAAGUAAGAGAAGAAACAAAAAAGUCAAACGUAGCGUUCGCGUACGUUCGUAGUCGCCUAAUUCGCGGGUCCCGCUCGAUCGUGUGCGCGUGAAAGAGUUUUAACCUCCGUCGUUCGAUUAUCGUGCGUCGUCUCGGUUCGCUCUGGUGCGUGUGGGUCGGCGCGCGCGCGCCUGUGUCCGUGUGUGCGUGAAAAACACCGCACCGUCUUUCGUUACGCGUUUGUGUGUUACAUCGGUAGUAUAUAUAUAUACAAAUAUACGUGCGUCGGAAAGAGAGUAGCGCCGGGUCGCAUACAGUGUGCACGAAAGUAAGAGAGAAAGAGAUAGAGUGGGAAGGGACAACCGGAGCCGAGGAGGAGGAGAGGCGGGUGAGGAGGGGGAGGAGGUACGGAGUGUUGGAUUUGUUUUCUCGCACAACGGUGGAGCAAAACGGCCUCAAACUGUGGGGCUCUGGGGCGUUUUUUCUUCCUCCGCAAGGGAUGUACUACCCCCACAUGGUGCAGACAGGCAUGGCUGCGCCCUACGGUGGGGGUGUCUUCCCCCCGCCGGUGAACGGCGUAGCGGGUGUCGUGGGGGCGGCAGGGGCUGCCGGUGAGGUGAAACCACCGCCACCGGUGCCGGUGAAAGAGGACAACAGCGGCGCACCCCAACAGCCACCACCCAGCGGCCCCCAGGUCCCACCGCCGGCUGGUGCCCCACAUCCAACCGCCCCCGGUGCCCCGACCGCGGCCAGCUUCAGCCCGCCCCCGCCUCCAAACGGCGUCGAUCAACAGGCUAUUUCGGAGGUGUUUCAGGCAGCAGUGGCGGCCGCGGCAGCAGCGGCCGCGGGAGGCGGUGGCCAGCAACCCGCCCCCACACCCGCCGGCAACGAGAGCAACCCCGAGGGCGCCGUCGAGGGUAGCGCCCUGGUACCUGUCACUUCAGGUGCAACCACACCUGCCACCGCAACACAGGGUACAGACCUGAAAGGUCAACCGAAACGCCUUCACGUCAGCAAUAUACCUUUCCGCUUCCGAGACCCUGAUCUCAGGGCAAUGUUUGGGCAAUUCGGGCCGAUCCUCGACGUGGAAAUCAUAUUUAACGAAAGAGGAAGCAAGGGAUUCGGUUUUGUAACAUUCGCAAAUAGUGCUGACGCGGACCGGGCACGUGAGAGGCUACACGGCACCGUGGUUGAGGGCAGAAAGAUUGAGGUGAACAACGCGACAGCGAGGGUGCAGACGAAAAAACCACCGACGGUACCCAACGUAUGCGUACAAUGGCCAGAGGCCGCGGCGCUGAGAGGAGUCGCCAUCCAAAGGGGACGAGUGGGCGCUGCGAGGGCGGCUUUCCCGACUAGUGCAGCGGCAUUGGCCCUCGCGAGGAACCCGGGGCCACUCGCAGCUGCGGCUGCGGCUACGGCCCUGCAUCCCUUCGCACCUGCCGUUUAUUACGACCCGUUCCUAGCAGCACACGCGGCGACACAGGAUCCCAACUACAGGCUACAGCUGGAAUGGCCUCAAGCAACAGCUGACGCCGCGGCAGCAGCAGCUGCAGCGUCACCAUUGCUGAAGACGCCCCUCUCGACGGCGCAGCAGGCCACCUACGCAGCUGCAGCGACCUACACGGCAGUGGCUGCGCGCGCAUACAGCGCAGCUGCAGCUGCGGCACAACCGGUCGCAGGAUAUGCCGCAGUCGCGGGUUAUGGGCGUGAAUACGCUGAUCCCUAUCUUGGACAUGGUAUUGGACCAGUAGCCGGAUAUGGGGCGACCGUGUACAGGGGCGGUUACAACAGGUUCACGCCAUAUUAAAGAUGGUCAAAUAUCGAAGCGCGAGCCUUCCAAGUACACCGUCGUUGUACUCAGCUGAAUGUGACCAGAACAAACAGAAAUCGACACAAUCAUCAUCGUCAUCCGCCAUCGAUCACGAUCACCCCACGAAGCGAUGCCUGGAUCCUCCGCGCAUGCUGACGCCAGCCUUCUUCGUAGCACCGAUACGUCGACUUUGCCUCCCAUCCAUCCGGAAAAGAAGCAAAAUUUUCCCUAAAAGAAACAUCCGGCCACUGUGGACGAAGUUCCAACGAAGUCCAAAUUACCGAGUCGACUCAUCACGAACAACUAUCAUUCGCAGAAGCAAAGAAAUUGGAAGAAGGAAAUGGAUAUAUAGGUCGCGCACGGUUUCAGGAUCUUCGAGAGGAAGAGAAAAUUGGCGAAUUAUUGCGGAUGAGAGUAAUCGAGUAGAUAGACGAUUGAUAGAGAAAAAGGUUAAAAAGAUAACGAAAAACGAUAAUAGAAUGGUUUGAAUUUAGAUGUAAAGUUCUAGUUACUCCUCGAUUAGGGUUGCGAAACGGUCGACCAGACGACAAAGGUCCAUUCGCCGAAGCGUCGUCGAACUUUCGAACCCUGAUCGAUAAUCGGCGUAGAGAAGAGAGGGAUGGUAGAGACGGGGGAAAUUGGUAAACUGAAUUAGCAGACAAAGAGGAACCGGUUAAAUUGAGUUUCGCUCGAAACAUGCUAAACAUUGGAACAGGUUCGAAUCGAUCGUUUUAAAAAAAAAAAAAAAAAGGAGGGGAGGGGGAAACGGUAAACGAUAAUGCUGGAUCAGAGUUGUAAGAGUUUAUAGUACGAGAAAUUCUUUCGAAACAUUCUUGAUAAUUGUUUAGUCGAAAUUCACGUGAGGGAACCGUGUGUAAAGGCAUCGCGUCGUUAAAUUUAUCCAUUCGUAUAUACGAGUUCAGACCCGGCAGCCAUUUCGAUUUAUACGAAGUUGAACGACGACGAGAGGAGGGAACGUGUCGAAUAUUGCCGGUGUACGUGUAUAUAUAUUUGUGUAUAUACAUAUAUAUAUAUAUAUAUAUAUAUAUAAAUAUAAGUAAAUAGAUAUAGAUAAUUGAUCUCUCUAGAAAUCAAUUGUAAUUAUGCAAUUCGUUGCUCGUGCACGUUUCUAUAAUCGUUGGGGGAGACUUUUAAAACGCGUUUCCGGGCAAGGAUUUUUAUCACGAAAUGAAAAUGGGGGUAAUUUUUAAUCGCAUUACACGUUACUCAUCAUUAUUGUACGAUAAUUUCACGCGAAAUCCGAAAGUGGAAGAAGGGAAAUGUUGAACACGCAUAUACACACAAGGAAUUUUGUACAUAAUUCAUAAUUGAUUUCGUGGUUGGGGAAGCGGAAUACACGCGACACAACGAUCACAACACAGAGAGAAUUUUGAAUCAAAGAAGCAAGAGCGAUCGAUCGUUGCUUCUCUCAUAUUUUUCUUUUCUUUGUUCCGUUUUUUUCUUUUUCUUUUUUUUUCCUUUUCCUUUGUCUUUGCAUAUAUAGAGGAAUCAUUUUUUUUUUUUUUUUUUUUUUUUUAAUCAAGUAUCGGAAUCGAGCGAAGGAUUCUCGCGGGAUCUUUUCUAAUUACGAAAAAUCGGGAAACACACCGAUUGUCGGACGCGACGAUAAGACGAAGAAGAAAGGAGGAAUUUCGCGCUAAUGGCUGCCGGAAAGGAACUCUUCGCUUCGUGUCGGCGAGGUGAACGCGACUUCCGGUGACAAACGCCAGUCGACACUGCUCGGUGAUCAGCGAGGAUACGCGAGACCCUUCUUAGGUAGCUAGCCGAGGGAAAAAUUAAGGAGGAGAGAGAGAGAGAGAGAGAGAGAGAGAAACGACGAGAGCGACGAAGCAGUUAGUUACGCGUGACCGGUAGGGUUUCUAUGCCAAAUAUAAUGUGUGUGUGUCUAUGUUGCGCUUGUGGGCGCGCGUGUGUGUGCGUAGAUUCGCGGCUAUAGAGACGUAGAAUAGUUAAUAUUCGAUGGAAGGGAGAGAGAACCCUUUGGACGAACUCUGAGAAAGCAAGAUUCUGGGAAACAGGAUCUAGUCAAAUCAGUCUCUACCGGUUCCUAAUCGAGAUUACGUCAAUGUAACGCAGCUUUUUUUUUUUUUUUUCUGAAUACUCAAGGCUUCGUCGAUGCUCCGAUGGGAAAGAUGGAACGUGGCAGCAAUUUUUUUUUUUUUUUUUUUUUUUUUUUUUUAGAUGUGGAUAUUCUUUUGUUCUGUCUUUUUUAUUAUUAUUAUUAUUAUUACUACUAUUAUCUUUUUUUAAGGAAUGGUCAGUUUUUCGAGGAUAACGGAGCUUGUCGAUCGAGGUUUCUACGCUCUCUUAUUUUCUAGCUACUUUUUUGGUGGAGGAAUUGGAAUAGAAGUUAAUUUUUUCUUUGUAAGUUAUCUAGUUAUAUAAUUAUAAAUAUCGAUUUCGAAUAAUUUUCUACGUGUUUCGUCAUUAUAAUCUGGAAUUAUCAUUCUACUCGCGAAAUUCUUUUAUGGAACAUCGAUUGAUAGAGAGGGAGCGAUUCCAAUUCCUCAAAGUGUCGUCUGCACGCGAUAUAUUCGUAUUCUCGUGCGAUAAAUAUGUGCGAUAAGAUGUUCGAUCAAAUUCGUGCAAAAAAAAAAAAAAAAAAUUGUAACGAAGCUCGAAACGAGUGAUCGAGAACGUUGAAAUUAAUAGACUGAUCCUUUGAAACAAUCUUUAGAAGAGCCUCCCGCAGGAUACUCUGAACUUGUGAUAUUUCAAAUAUUGUUUGUCACCUAAUAAUUAACACCUAUCCACCGAAGAUAUAUAUUUUACUCUCGUAUAAACUCACUUACACAUGUACAUUAUAUUUUCAUUAUAUUUGUGUUCAAGUUCCUCGAGUUUCCACCGCGUUCUCGAUCACGUGGAUCUGAUCUAAUAUAUAAUUCGCUGUCUAAUCCGCUUCUCGAUCGAUCGAAAAGAAAUUAGCUAUAUUUGUUUUGUUCUUUUUUUUCUUUGAACAUAAUCAUGGAAACAAAUGGGAGAAAGUGGAAGAAAUAGUAACGAGAGAAAAAGUGAGAGAGAGAGAAAGAGAGGGAGAGAGGGAGAGAGAGAAAGAGAGAGACUCACACACAAACACAGACACACAUAAACUCAAAAUACUCUAAGGCAGAGUAUUUUGUAAAAAAAAAAAAAAGGAAAAAAAAAUGAAACGCGAAAGGGAAAUGGUACGCACAUUGAGCCGAGUGAGUGAUAAUCCCUGUUAAAACAAAAAAAAGUUCUAGUUAAGUGGAGAUUUAUCGUAAUAAAUAUAUACAUAAAUAAAUAUAUAUAUAUAUAUAAAUAUAAAUAAAUAUAUAUAGGUAAGUCGUGUUGCGUGACUCAACGUGGAGUGCAAGUGAAGAGGAAUGCGAGUGGCCACGAGUGAAUGAACUUGAGAGUGAAAGGAAGAAAUGGAAAGAAACGCAGGUGAGAAAAGGAAACGAGACAUAAAACGCGAGAAACAAACGAGUUAAAAAGUGAAAGACACACGCGAUGGUUAUACGAAAAGGGAAAAAAAAAAAAAAAAAUAGAAUACAACACAAAGAAUCGUGUGAAAUAGCCAAAUAUGACAAAUAUGUUCUUUUCUUUUUUCUCUCUUUUUUUUUUUUUUUUUAUUCUAUUUCUUCUAAUCUUCUUUUAUUUUUUAUUAUUUUUUUUUUCUACGUAGAUAGCGCGACAGGAAUUAGUUACUGUCGCUGGAUUACGUUUUAAAAAUCUAAAUCUAUCGUUAGCAUAGGUCACUAGGCUAGGGAAAAAAAAGAGGCAAACCGGCCGUAGAAUUAGUUUUCUAUGGUUCACCAACCGGAACCAUAAUGGCCGCUAUGCGACAAAAUCGUAUAUUCUGAUUUUUCAAUUUUGCGUGUGCGAGCGCCAGUACAUGUAAAUAAUAACAUUAUUAACUAUAUAUACGAUUAGGGAUCGACUUCGUAAUCGAUUUCGUCGAGCACAAAAAAAGGAUUGGAAACGGGAUACCGUUCCCGUUUUUUUUUUUUUUUUUUUUAAUAACUUAAGGAGCUAAACCGAACAACUCAGAACAUACUCAUUGAUUCUUGUAACGUUACAAAUUAUAAACGAGCGUAGAUUUUAAAGGAGAAGCUAUACAAAUAAUGGGAUAAUGAAAAACAGUGGGGGGGAUAAUAGAAGGACGACGAGGAGGGGGAAAAACACAAGAUAUGCUAGUGAUAUAGAAAUGAAAAUAUUCGCAAAAUAAUUCCCCGAGAAGAGCAAGAGAGAAAGAGAGAAAGAGAGAGAGAGAGAGAAUGAAAAAUAGAGCGAAAGGAAAAGAAUUCUCGCGCGAGAUACGUUCCUCAAACGUGACGAGAAGAGAAUUCCAUUUUUCUUUUUUUUCUCUUCGAACCUUGUCUGUUGCGCGACAAUCGUUCCUCUUCGAAUGAGUACAUUUUUCACACACACAUACACACACACACACAUAUUUUCACAAAAGAGAACUCCCUGAGAGAACCUGAUAUUUAUGCGUGCUCGAAAAUGAUAUACGAUUCGAUAACGUAACGAUAUUGGAAAGGAUACCCUCUGAUUAGUGAUUCGUUUGCAGAGGAACGUCGCGUUUUAGAUUAGGGGGAACCAGGAAGCGAGAAAGCGGAUCUAUCCCUGUAUAUUGUACACUGUAAUUACAAUUUAUACUUACUCGUAAUCGAUUACCUUUAUCGGUAGGCUAUUACAACUAGUGGCUAGCGUAAGUCAAGCUCAAAAAUAGGCGAGACUCAUCGUCUCCGCGUCUUAUUCUUCGUCACGAGUGCACAACUCCUCUUCCCUCCCCUCCCCCCCCCCAUAUUUCCUCCUCUUGUUCCGGACUUUUAUCGAAGCGUGUUCUCCGAUUGCGUACGCAGGCCUAUCGUAUAUAUAUAUAUAUAUAUAUAUAUGUGUGUAUGUAUAUAUAUAUUAUCGAUGGAUACGCAAUAAUCGUCGCCAUCGAGAUGUUAUCUUUCAUUUAUUUCCCUCUUCAUUUUAUUCGAUUAUUCUUUUUUUUUUUUUGUUUGUUUUAUGCUCGAGGAAAAUUUCGUCGACGAUCAUGGAUAAAAAAAAGAAAUACUCUUGCAAAUAUUCGUAACGCGUACGAGAUUGAUCGAUGAAUCGUGUAAUUGUAUGAGAGAUUGAUGAAUAUUCGAUCGCAAAUUUGAUAAUUUUAGUUUUAAUUAAGUUAAUUUAUUCGCGACUCGCAAGGUCUGUUUGCGAUAUUUCUUGAUACGUGAACGUAUGGAUGUUACGUAUAUAGGGAUGUAUUGUAACGCGGAGAAGCGAAUUCGAAAUAUUCGUUGAUAUAUUUUAAGAAGAAUAUAUUACGCACGAAAAACAUAAAUCAUAAUUUAAAUUCGGAUACGAGUUUCUUAAGGAAAUUCGAAAAAUUAUAAUGAUGUAAAUAGUUACAUUAUCGGAUCUUUAAAGAAAGCUCGCUUUUAUCGCUUCCGUUCAUCGAGAUCGGAUCUUUUGGAUCUUGUUUACGUGUCACGAAAUAUCUUGUAUAUUUAUCCGAAGAUAAAGGGGGAUAUAAGUAGAUCCAAGAAUAAUAAAUGAAUUCCUGUACAAAAGAAAAUAAGAAAAUUAGAGGUAGCCAGGAAUAGAUUAGAAAUAGUAUCUGUUUUCCAAAGUUUCUCUUAGAAGAAUUUAGAAUUCGUCUCGAAGAUAGAAACACGGAUACUAAUCUUCUUCAUACUUCUUCUAAAGAAAUACUAAUUUAUAUACAUAUAUUAUAUAUAUAUAUAUAUAUAUUCGUAAAAAAAAAAAAAAAAGAAAGGAAGUGCUUCGCGACUUUAAUAGAAUCCUCUCUCCUUGCGAAUUGUACAAAAAGAAUAAUCUAAUAUAAUUAAAUAAUCGCAUGAAACACUCACGAUUCGAUCGUCGAUCACUUUCUUACGUGUAACAAAAAAGAAAAGAAAAAAAAAUAGAAAAAAAAAUUAAUAACUAAAAUUAAUAACUAAAAGCGAAGCGAGUGAUGGAACGAAGAAAAAUUCCAUCUCGUUCGACGAAUUCGUCUCCCUUUUUUUUUUCCCGCUUGUUGUCAUUGAUCAUUUAUCAUGUAUUAUUAUCUUUUUCUUUCUUCAACCGCGUACGUUCUCGAGUGCUACUGCGGACAGUAAACUGGAAUCGCAUUGUAAAAUAAAUCCAAUACGAUCGAUACGCACCGAUUAUACAUAAAUAUAAAUAAUAUUGAUUCUACUAUUAAUUAAUUAAUUAAUUAAUUAAAGGCAGUAAAACCGUAAACGGGAUUUUUAAAGAAGUGAAUCUAGAUGACUAACAUGACUUACGUAAACGACACAUCUUUACGAGCAACAUAUCCUAGCGUAACUAGGCGGCGUAACGUGGCCCCGUUCCGCUCCUAAUCCUCCGCCCGUCGGAAUCUCAAAAUUCGCGCGCGUGGCGAACGCACAUUUUCCUCCGCUCUCUUUUACUACUGGGAUAAUUCUCUCUCGAAGAGAAUUGGACAUUCUCUCGGUUCGUCUUAAUUAAUUUGAACGAGACAAUUGGGCGCACUAUAUAUACACAUACAAUCCACGCGGCAAUCAACCGAGGAGGAUUUCGAGCGCGACACGCGGCCAUCUUCUUUUUUUCGAAUUAUCGCGAGGCAAAUAGAGAGAGAGAGAGAGAGAGAGAGAGAAAGAGUGUGUGAGAGAGAGCGAGAGAGAGAGAGAGAGAGAGAGAGAGAGAGAUGGACAAACGAGGAAAAGAAGAGAAAAGGGGAGAAAAAUUAACAAAUAAGGGAUGUUCCAUGACAUUAGGGCGUUAUUAACGAUAAUAAGUCUAUAAUUUAGAGAGUGCGUGGGUGAUAUUAUGAAGAGAGCCGUGUGUUGAAUGAGCGUGAUGAUGAUUUUGGCCCUCGUCGAAUCGGCGCGAUUAGAAAUAAGUUCUUGGAUUCAUUGGACAUAAGGGGAAUUAUUAUCAGCGAUUGAUCAGGGGGAAAGAAAAGAGAAAAGUUGGUGGGGGAACGGUGGUGAGAAAUUGGCACGCGCGAUUCGAUGGUCGAAAUACAAAAAUGGAGGGUGAUUAGUAAUAACGUUUCGAUAAACGAGGAAAAAGAAGGAGCAGAAAAUGUGAAGAAUGAUAUAAAUAUAUAUAAAAAAAAAAAAAAGAAAAUUAAUUACGAGAUAGAGAACAUCGUAAAAAAAAAAAAAAAAGCUAAAUGCCACCUGUUUUUCGCUUCUCUCGCAGUGUAAACGGAUUCGCAACGGGGGACGAGUGCGAACAGCCAUCGGUUUCUGGUUGCGAAUCCAACGUCUGAGGAAAAGAAUUAAAAAUGAAAAAAAAAAAAAAAAGAAAUAAUAUGCUAAUGUAGGCGUAAGAGACAUUUGCGCCGAGAAAAACGCAGGAAAGUUGAGAAUUACAUAUACUCACACAUCCGCGCAAAAACACAUUUACACGCGAUGGAAAUUCGAGAAGUAUAUCGAUGAAUCCGCAGGAAAAGAAAGCAAAAAAGUAAAAAAAAAAUAAAUAAAUAAAUAAAAUAAUGAAUAAAUAAGAAUUAAAUAUAAAAACGUCAGGUUAAA